Physeter macrocephalus (sperm whale) is the source of this 4096-nucleotide messenger RNA. RefSeq names its product protein kinase C epsilon (gene PRKCE). Bases 26 to 1408 code for a protein of 460 amino acids. Gene Ontology annotation, cellular component: nucleus; cytoplasm. Gene Ontology annotation, biological process: protein phosphorylation. Gene Ontology annotation, molecular function: diacylglycerol-dependent serine/threonine kinase activity; ATP binding. The record is from RefSeq and is a predicted model, not a curated record. The transcript has 10 exons. Lineage: Eukaryota; Metazoa; Chordata; Mammalia; Artiodactyla; Physeteridae.
GUGACGACGAUUAACAGUCUGCAAGAUGAACGUUCACCGGCGCUGCGAGACCAACGUGGCUCCCAACUGUGGCGUGGACGCCAGGGGCAUUGCCAAAGUGCUGGCUGACCUGGGCGUCACUCCAGACAAAAUCACCAACAGUGGCCAGAGGAGGAAAAAGCUCAUUGCUGGUGCUGAGUCCCCGCAGCCUGCUUCUGGAAGCUCACCAUCUGAGGAAGAUCGAUCCAAGUCGGCCCCCACCUCCCCUUGUGACCAAGAAAUUAAAGAACUUGAAAACAACAUCCGGAAGGCCUUGUCAUUUGACAACCGAGGGGAGGAGCACAGGGCAGCAUCAUCCACCGACGGCCAGCUGGCGAGCCCGGGCGAGAAUGGUGAAGUCCGGCAAGGCCAGGCCAAGCGCUUGGGCCUGGAUGAGUUCAACUUCAUCAAGGUGUUGGGCAAAGGCAGCUUCGGCAAGGUCAUGCUGGCGGAGCUCAAAGGCAAAGAUGAAGUAUAUGCUGUGAAGGUCCUGAAGAAGGAUGUCAUCCUUCAGGAUGAUGAUGUAGACUGCACAAUGACAGAGAAGAGGAUUUUGGCUCUGGCGCGGAAACACCCGUACCUAACCCAACUCUAUUGCUGCUUCCAGACCAAGGACCGCCUCUUUUUCGUCAUGGAGUAUGUAAAUGGUGGAGACCUCAUGUUCCAGAUUCAGCGGUCCCGAAAAUUCGACGAGCCUCGUUCCCGGUUCUAUGCUGCAGAGGUUACGUCAGCCCUCAUGUUCCUCCACCAGCAUGGAGUCAUCUACAGGGAUUUGAAACUGGACAACAUCCUUCUGGAUGCAGAAGGUCAUUGCAAGCUGGCCGACUUCGGAAUGUGCAAGGAAGGGAUUCUGAACGGUGUGACCACCACCACAUUCUGCGGAACUCCUGACUACAUUGCCCCCGAGAUCCUGCAGGAGUUGGAGUAUGGCCCCUCGGUGGACUGGUGGGCCCUGGGGGUGCUGAUGUACGAGAUGAUGGCUGGUCAGCCCCCCUUCGAGGCCGACAAUGAGGACGAUCUGUUUGAGUCCAUCCUCCAUGAUGACGUGCUCUACCCGGUCUGGCUCAGCAAGGAGGCCGUCAGCAUCCUGAAAGCUUUCAUGACCAAGAACCCUCACAAGCGCCUGGGCUGUGUGGCGGCACAGAACGGCGAGGAUGCCAUCAAGCAGCACCCGUUCUUCAAGGAGAUCGACUGGCUGCUCCUGGAGCAGAAGAAGAUCAAGCCGCCCUUCAAACCUCGAAUUAAAACCAAAAGAGACGUCAAUAAUUUUGACCAAGACUUUACCCGGGAAGAGCCGGUACUCACGCUCGUGGACGAAGCGAUUGUGAAGCAGAUCAACCAGGAGGAAUUCAGAGGCUUCUCCUACUUUGGUGAAGACCUGAUGCCCUGAGAAGCCGCUCCAGGUGGAGUUCGUUGACGCUGCAAGCAGGGGCGCCGGGAAGAUUCCUAUUUUUCCGUCGGACGGUCUUGAACUACUUCUCCUCCCCGGAGCCCCAGUCCCUUGUCCACCCUCUAUUUAUUACAUUCCCUCGCCCCAGGCCAGCUCCGCCCUCUUCCCACCUGGUGACCAGAAGGCACUCUUGGUUCUUGUCUCACCAGUAAUGCAGAAUCGCGUGGCGUCAGCAGUUCACUGGACCCAGUGCCGAGUCUGGUCUGUUGGCAAGCCUGGCUUCACUCCACGGGGGCUUCUGGCAGGGAAGCGACUUCAGGUCUUUUACUGAAAAGAAAAGGAAAAAAAAAAAAAAAAAAAAAAGCUAACGAGACUCUGGCUCUGCUCGUGGACGCAGAGUGCUGGCAACUCUUGCUUCUCAUCCCUCCAGUUCCCCCGCUUGCCACCCUCUGCCAUUCUAUCCAGAAGAAGAGACUGGUGCUUCUUCAGCCCAAAGGUGGGCGCCCUCAAGGCAUGCCCGGGAAGGAGAGAGGCUGGGAGAUGCCCGGGUUGGUUCCCUGUGUUGGUUUGCUCUGGAAUGGCUAAUUCUCACUUGCUUUGGUUUUAGCUUUGGGGCAUGCCAAAGCUGUGUAAGCAUGCAUCUUGUGGAAGAAAUCGCUCUCCGUAGAAAAAGAAAUUUGAUUUUGAACUCUGUUAACAUUUGAAGAAUAGAUUAUCAAAUUUGCUUUCUAAUUGGCCAAAAGAUAUAAAUUCCAGUGUUAAUACAGGUAGAUAUUAAAGGGCUAAUACAUCCUCGUCCAAGGUUUAUGCUCUUAAUGCUUUCGUGGCACGUGGGGCUCUGUGAAUUGAGAGAAAAGGAAACUGGUAGUGCUCUUACUUAUUCAAGUUCUGCCUGAACUCCAAGGCCACCGCAGAGGUGGCCAAGGCCCUGGGGUUCUAGCAAAACUCGCCUCCCAAAUUCUCUUUGCGGUUUCGUCCUAAGUCCCCAGCAUCAACUCUAUUUAUUUUCUGCAGCAGUGUGCAAUUUUCGCGCACUUCUACCAAACGGUAGUACUACUGUGUUGUGGUUUUUAAACGUUAAACGUGUAAAGUUAAAUAUGAAAUACCUGCUUUUGGAACAAGCAGAAUGAGGUUAAACAUGGGUCAUGCAGAGGGUGUCAGGAGAUUGAAGAGCGACUUAUUUGAAAACUGACAGGGUGGCAAGAUGCGCUCGGAGUUUUGUUUCUGUGUGACAUGCAAUGGCAACUCAUGUGGACGCUAUUUAAUGGACGUGACAUUACCUCCUGUAGAUAUGCUAACAGUGUUACAUUCUUUGAUUUCCAAGGGUUCUCUGUGGCUUUGUGUACAUGUUUCCUGGAGGUCGUUUGAUUAUCUAUUUUACUGAACUGAUUUAGCAGGGAAUGGAAUCCAUUCCAACUGUUGCACGUGGAGUUCCCAGCUGCCCCUAAAUAUAUAUACUUGUGAGUGGCAAAGUGGCACUAAUGAAGCUUUUUGCCUUUUGUACAUUUGAGAUUUUUGUAUAUAGUGUUUGCUGCAAGGCCUGUGGAAUUAAUUCAUUGAAUUUAGAGGUAUCAACUGCUGCAUGUUCAGGCAUAUUAUAAAACUUUAGUCUAUGAAAGAAUAAUUAUAAUAAUGUCCAGGUGCAAUACUCUCUGAGUGUAUUGGUUCAAGUUACCGAGAGAUAAGGUGUGUUUCCUUCUUUCUCUUUUUUUCCUCGGGGGGCGGGGAGGGGUGUUCUUUGUAUUGUUUAUUGCAUUUUGGUUUAUUUUAAAAGAUGUAAACUCACGUAUAGUUCUCCUGCGCUCUGUUAUGCCCUGAUAGAGAUGGGAAAGAGAAAGGAAUGUUCUGGAUGGUGGUUUCAAAGUUUGGACAGUAACUAGCUGGAGCCCAUUAGCUGGUGUCCAUAUUUGUAUCUGGCUAGUCACGUAGCCUUGGUUACUAGUGAUGCCAUUCAGUUCUCUUUUGUUCUGAUUUUUUAAAAACUCAGGUGUAAUUAUUAACUGUUCUUAUGAUCAUUUCAAAUACUAUGCUGUAUCAAUUUGUGUGUUUGGCAUACCAGUGAAGAGAUGAAGAACAGUAGAUUAACUGAUCUUUGGUAACUUGACAUACUGGGGAGAGACUGUCUUCUGGAGUUGAGGACAAGCACAGAAGCAUCUUCAUGGCGGCAUCAUCUCAUUUUUUUAGGAAGACAUGACAAUACUGCCCAUCUUACUCAUGCAUCACCACUGCUCUCUGUUUUCUCCUCUGCUUCCUUCACCCCGAUGGACUUUGAAACACCGAGCAAACUCUAACUGUAAUGCCACCUGGCCUUGUCCAAGGUAUUCCCAUGUCAGCAGGGGUUGGGCCUUCCUAAAGGACAGCUAGCGUUUUUGUUGGGAAGUCAAAUAAUAAUACAUUCCACCAGGCAGCCCCAGGCAGUCACUCAGCGGGUUGCCUGGACCAGAGAUGCCCCCUUCCAGCCCCCAAAGCUGGGCUGGCUGGGAUUCCUCCUGUUUGGGGCUGGAGCUCAUCAAGUUCUCACACAGGCAGAUUCAAAUCCCAUGUAGUCUAUAGAAUAAGGCUUGUGUGUUCGGUGAGUAGUCAUUGUUUCAUUUUAGCUUUCACAAGAGUUUGGAAGCAGACACACUGUUUCAUUUCUGCCAGUUCUUUCGAAUCUUUCCAGCUCGCUCACUCACUCUUUUUUUUUUU